ACCUCACUCCUUGCAUUUCUUGGGCUGUGAGCGGUGCUGUCCACCAAAUGGGGGGUUGGACCACUCUGCUUGAAUCCUCUUCAUACCUCUGUUCUGAAGCUCUAUCUUUCCUUGUGCUGAGGGCAAGCCUGUUACCAUCUCCUCUCUUUUCUCAUUCUUUGUCGUGUGCUGCCUGCACUUAGCCCACUCUUCCCCUUAUUGAGAAGCCUAUGAUUUUAGGCCAUGAGAGGAACCUCUGCCGAGAACAGUAGAUGUUCUACUGGCUGGGACACCUUCUCCAAGCAGUGUGGUGACAGGGGGAGGAAUGGCGGAUGGAAAUCCACAGACCCCUUUUUGUUUCUGCCUCAGGGAACGUUUGAAAUGUUUAACCUGGAUUGGAAGGUUGGAGGCACCAUGAAGAUCAAAGGCCAUAUAUCUGAGGAUGCUGAUAGGUUUGCCAUCAAUCUCGGCUGCAAAUCCUCGGAUCUGGCGCUUCACUUCAACCCCCGUUUCAAAGAGUCUGUCAUCGUCUGCAACUCCUUGUGCUCUGACAACUGGCAGCAGGAGCAACGCAGUAAACAUUUCUGUUUCCACAAGGGCUCCACUGUCAAGAUCAUCAUUGAAUUCCGGGGAGACAAAUUUGUGGUGAAACUACCAGAUGGGCAUGAAGUGGAGUUCCCCAACCGGCAUGGCUAUGACAAGAUCAGCUACUUGAACAUUCAUGGAGGAUUCAAGGUCACCUCCUUCAAGGUGGAGUGAUGAGUUCCGUUUCCUAGUGCUAAUAAAAACCCAGCUGGGACUGCUUGCUCCAGCUGCUCUGGCUUCUG
Molecule: messenger RNA, 806 nt
Organism: Lagopus muta (rock ptarmigan)
Lineage: Eukaryota; Metazoa; Chordata; Aves; Galliformes; Phasianidae
Gene: LGALS2
Product: galectin 2
Exons: 3
Coding region: 223-738 (171 amino acids)
Molecular function (GO): carbohydrate binding
Source: RefSeq, a predicted model, not a curated record